AAUGGCAGACGUCUCGUUGGAUGAAGUUAUACGGCGGCGCGGCAUUAACCAGAAACCUCCACCUAAACGGCCCGUGUUCGGACGGCUUGGGGCAGGAGAUGCAAAGAAUUUUGAUGCCAGGCAAAAAAUUGGGCUGAACGAUGCAAGGCAACGCCUAGGAGUAGGAGUAGGAGGAGGAACAGGUUUUCAAGUGAAGGACGCCAGAGAGAAGCUGGUCCAGAAAGACGCUCGGUUCAAAAUCCGCGGCAGGGGAGGGGCAGCGGCGGGAGGCGUGCAGGACGCCCGGCAGAUGAUCAAUUCGCGCAAGCAGGGGCUGAGUCAGAGUCAGUUCGGCUCCCCAGCGCAGACCACACUAAAGGCGGCGAUCGUGCAGCAGCUGCAAAGCAAGACCGCCGUACCACAGAUCCAAAUCCAAACCGGCAACAACCUCGCCAGUGCAAACGCCAGGCAGUUCACAACUACCGUACAAGGACUGAUUCCCCGAGUCAGCGCGACACCACAGCUGACCAAUAGCGUUCGAGUAAUGGACGCCCGUGACAGGCUGAGCCUCAAGAGGAGCAUGGGAGGAACACAGACGCAAACAGCUGCGGAGCCGCCUCUAAAAAUAACCAAGACCAUCCAGCAACGUCCAGCUGGGACUUUAGGGGGAAUUCGUGCGAUGACGCAGCCUGCCGUCAGUAACCUCGACAGCAUCGCCAGCAAACAAAUAAAGAUAACGACCGCCAACAACAUGCUGCAGUCCCGGACCGGCCCUGCAGGGUCCAUGUUCUCCAUUACGGCCCCGAUCACUAAGGUGGUUAAAAAUGACGCCUACACGGCCCCGCGGCCCCCGGUCCCUGUGGCCCCCACCCGGCCCAACACCAGCACGGCGGCCGCUCGUUCCUCUGCUGCAGCGCUGCAGCCCGUGUCCAGGACUCUGCAGCAGAGCGCAGCGGAGACCAGCGCCGCAGCACCGACUCCUCCACAGCCUGCAUUCAGCCCGUUGGAGGGGACCAAAAUAACGGUGAGCAACCUUCAUCCGCGGGUUAGCGAGGAGGACAUAAUGGAGCUGUUCUGCGUGUGCGGCGCUUUGAAGCGAGCGCGCCUGGUGAAGGUGGGCGUAGCCGAGGUGGUGUUUGUCCGUAAGGAGGACGCUGUCAGCGCAUACAGGAAGUACAACACUCGCUGCUUGGAUGGCCAACCCAUGAAGUGCAACCUUCAUAUUCAAGGAACCGUCAUCACCUCCGAUCAGCCGAUCCUACUGAGACUCAGCGACACGCCAGGCGCUGGCGGCGGCACGAAGAAAGACGGCCUGCCUCCCUCUCUGUCCCGCCCCAGCGGCCAGCGCGCCUCCUCUCAGCCCACGGCCGAAGUGGACCCCCAGACCAUCCUCAAAGCUCUGUUCAAGUCCACCACGCAGUCCACCUCCACCACCGAGGCCCCCAGCUCACAGACCACCGCCUUCCGCAUCAAGAUAUAGAAGAAUCAAGACACGGGCAGCCCGCAGUCUCUGAUGAAACUGGUUUUUACACAUUUCAUUUCAUCGAGUACUCGGAACAAGGGGGGAGGAAAUUGAUGAUCGGCGUCUUCUUCUGUUUUUGGUUUUGUGCAAUCAGAUGUUACCUGGACCAGAUGGAGAAGCUUUGAUAUUGUGAGUCGGCAUAAAGAGGACGUGUGUGCUGCGUUCUUUUAUGAAAUCGAUUAUUAUUUUUUGUUUUUUGUUUUUUUUUACUCUGCAGAAACUUGCAGUUUCCAAAAGAGAAUAAUUGAAAACCGAAGUUAUUUCAAAGAAUCAACAUCAUUUAAAGAAACGCACACAUACUGGGUGUGUUUAGUUAUUAGGUCGUCCGUCAGAGUUGGAUCUAUCCAUUACAGGAUAUUUCUGGUUUCUUUAGCAAUCCCUCCUCCUCCCCGCUUUGGGACCUAUUGAAUCCAUCUAACAGUUCUGCUUGUAAAAAAAAAUUAUAAUAAUUGCUACAUGUAACACAGAAGUACCAUGUUUCCAUUGGAUUUCCAGUUUGUGUGGAAUUCAGUGCUGUUUGUAACAAGUUUUUUGUCAUGCUUGUUUAGGUUUUGGAGCAGAAUUAAACACAAUUUGUGGUAGUUACAUUCUGUUUAUCAAAAGCCUGUAAAUUACUUUUAGGUUGCUCUGUCAGUUGCGGUUGUUGGAUCCGUUUGUGAAAUGUUUCCAUUAAAUAUUUAGCUUUGUA
Poeciliopsis prolifica (blackstripe livebearer) is the source of this 2189-nucleotide messenger RNA. RefSeq names its product polymerase (DNA-directed), delta interacting protein 3 (gene poldip3). The record is from RefSeq and is a predicted model, not a curated record. The coding region runs from base 2 to 1459 and encodes 485 amino acids. Gene Ontology annotation, cellular component: nucleus. The transcript has 10 exons. Gene Ontology annotation, biological process: mRNA export from nucleus. Gene Ontology annotation, molecular function: mRNA binding. Lineage: Eukaryota; Metazoa; Chordata; Actinopteri; Cyprinodontiformes; Poeciliidae.